AUGCAAUACGUUGGUAAAGUCGGAGGUUACGUUUAUAACCAAUGGAAUGCACUCAAUCCGGCAACUUUGCUGGGUGCCAUUGAUAUUAUAGUGGUAGAACAGCCGGACGGUUCCUUACACUGCUCACCAUGGCAUAUUAGAUUUGGGAAGUUCCAGAUCAUCAGGCCACUGCAAAAAAAGAUUGAUUUGUAUGUCAAUGAUAUCAAAACUGAUUUACCAAUGAAGCUAGGUGACGGUGGGGAAGCAUGCUUCGUGUUCGAGACAGCAGAUCACAAUAUGGUCUCUAAAUCAGUAUUGACGUCUCCUGUAAUUUCGCCUUCGAGCUCAGCUGAAGGUUCGCCACUAGGUUCUCCAAAGGAGGGUUCGCCAAGCUCCUCUACCUUUGACUUGAAUCAUGGCGAACCGGAAGCUUUGGACUUGAAUGAACAUAGUAACGAGCCAAACGAUGAUGAUAUCGAAAAUAAGAUAAAGCUUACGGAUUCAAAUUCUCCUGUUACGAUAUCACCAUCCAAGAGUCCUACCCCAAAUUCCAGUUUGCAUCUGAAAAUCACUUUUGAAAAAGCUAGAAAAAUUACUCAGCAAUUAAAUAUUCCUUCCAAAAUUGACAUCAAUGGGGAUAUGGUGUUGGAUAUGGACGGUUAUAAACCCAACUCACAAAAAAAUAUAGAUGUCUCCGAUGAAUAUUUCAAAAAGAUUUUUCUCCAGGAAUUAAUGGACUUAACUAAUAGUAAUAAAGACGGAAAAAAUUCUGAUCAGGAAUAUAAUUUCUUAGAUCAAAUUGUUAGCAAAGAUGGAGAUGGCAAUAUUAGAAUUUUGAAUAAUAAUGCAACUGAAGAUGAAAUUAACCUUGCGGAUGAUCUCACGAAUCAUGAAGGCUUAGUACGAGUUUCCAGUAAUGAGGAAAGUCCUUUAGAUACUACUACCAAUGAAGAAAAUAGACAACAUGGUGAUAAGACAUAUUUCAAGACUUUGAGAUUAACUUCAGAGCAAUUACAAAAGAUGAAUUUACACUACGGGGAGAAUAAAAUAAAGUUUAAAUUGAACCAGGCAAAUUCACAAAUCGAAUCUAACUUAUACUUAUGGAAAUCUACCACCCCGAUAGUUAUAUCGGAUAUAGAUGGUACCAUUACCAAAUCUGAUGCAUUAGGCCAUGUUUUAAACUUGAUUGGCAGAGAUUGGACCCAUCCAGGUGUAGCUAAUUUAUUUCAAGAUAUCAAAUCUAAUGGCUACAAUAUCAUCUACUUAACUGCAAGAUCAGUGGGCCAGGCUGACUCCACUAGACAAUAUUUAAAGGGUAUAGUUCAAGAUGGGAAUAUAAAGCUUCCGCACGGACCAGUUAUUUUAAGUCCUGAUCGGACUAUGGCUGCAUUAAAAAGAGAAGUUAUCUUGAAGAAACCUGAGGUGUUCAAAAUGUCAUGUUUAAACGACAUCAAGAGUUUAUAUUUCAGCGCUAACGAUUUAUCCCAUGAUGACGAUGUUACACCCUUCUAUGCGGGAUUUGGGAAUAAAAUCACCGAUGCCAUAAGUUAUAGGUCAGUCAAAAUCCCAUCACAUAGAAUUUUUACAAUUAAUCCCAAUGGAGAAGUUCAUAUGGAAUUAUUGGAAUUAGCAGGUUAUAAGUCAUCCUAUAUGUAUAUUGGGGAGUUGGUUGACCAUUUCUUCCCACCAAUCAAAGCAGUGAAUACUUUGAAUGCAUACUGGAAUGCCAAUCAAUUCAAUCAAUACAUCAACAACACAAAAGAGUCUUCGCCUCCUGGAUCUCCAGGGGCUAGAAGCAUUGACAAUUUCGAGGGAGAUUCGAUGUUGGCCAUCAAAACUGACGAAAAAUACAACGAUGUGAACUACUGGAGGGAACCAUUGGCUAAUUUAAGUGAUUUGAGCGACCUGGACGUCGAGGGCGAUGACGAUCUCGUCAAUGAAUCAAAAUCAAAAUCACCUAAAUCACCAACGUUACUCUCCAUACGUGGAGCAGAUAAUGAUACGGCUACGCCUACCGAAGUUGAAAGACCAACCUCCGCUUCAUCCUUCACGUCUCCAUUGAAGAACUUCAUGUUUAACCACCACGAAAACUCGUCAACCCCUACUACUCUGUCGUCGAAUCUGGCGCGUAAUCCUGAUGACACGGCAAUCACAAACGAUAGUGACUAUACCAACGACUACGACGAUGAUGACGAUGACGAUGACUAUACCGAUGAUGGCUACGAUGAUGAAGACGACUACGAAGAUGACUAUGAUGACGAUGAAGAAGGUCCUAACGAUGGUGCCGAAGAUGUGGACGGUCUAGAGGAUGAAGAGCUUGAUGAUGAGGACUUAGAUCAUGACCUCAGACAUGGAUUCGAGCAUGCUAAUGAUUCUCCUUCGCCUGUCAGUCCAAAAUUAUCUCCUGUUCCACCUAUCCUCGAUCCUUUGACGAAAUCGAAGUCUAAUAAUGGAUCACAUAAUGUAUCAAAUAAUGACGCUAAGAAUGAUGGUAAUGAAGAGUCUAAUAGCCAAUUCGUUAAAGCUAGUGAUUUAAUGAAUAAGUUAUCUUUGUAA
This is a messenger RNA of Debaryomyces hansenii CBS767, 2535 nucleotides long. It is a transcript of the gene SMP2, whose product is annotated as phosphatidate phosphatase. The record is from RefSeq and is a predicted model, not a curated record. Gene Ontology annotation, cellular component: nucleus. Gene Ontology annotation, molecular function: phosphatidate phosphatase activity. Gene Ontology annotation, biological process: triglyceride biosynthetic process; fatty acid catabolic process. Lineage: Eukaryota; Fungi; Ascomycota; Pichiomycetes; Serinales; Debaryomycetaceae. The transcript has a single exon. The coding region runs from base 1 to 2535 and encodes 844 amino acids.